Pseudopodoces humilis (Tibetan ground-tit) is the source of this 5247-nucleotide messenger RNA. The record is from RefSeq and is a predicted model, not a curated record. Lineage: Eukaryota; Metazoa; Chordata; Aves; Passeriformes; Paridae.
GUGCCGCUGGUAGCCAUGGCCGCCCCCAGCCCUGAGCCGGCAGCCACGGCCCGAGGGGGCCCCCGCGGCCCCGCCGCCCCGUGAGGCCUUCCCGCCACUCUCCCACCAUGGCCCGGGGGGCCGGCGAGGCGGCCGCGGAGGGGGAGCUGGGAGAUGACAGCCUGUCUGUGAUAACCUGCGAGUCAGACACAGCAAUGAAGUUAAAGAAAAAGAUUCUUCACAAGCCUCCAAAGUCACCAAAGUCUCCCUACAGCUCAAGCACACAACUGUAUCCUAAAAAAGCUGCAGCUUGGCGAUCUCUGCAGGGAACGGGCAGUGCUUGUUUUGAGAAUGCAGCUGUUAAAAACCCAAGGCAGAUGUGGCUGGGAUCUCUGAAACAAGGAAUGAGCCGUGCUCUGGAAUCAGAUGUUGACACAGGGCAUAUGCGAGUUAACAUUUCCAGUAGCACUCCAGAAUAUUUGAAGGAAGCUCUAGGAAUGAAGAAGCCAAAACAUUCUCGUUCUUCCAGUAAUGGCUAUAUUCCUGGAACUCCUGACUACAAAGAGAAAGAAGAUAUGUAUGAUGAAAUUAUAGAACUGAAAAAGACAAUACAAGCUCAGAAGAAUGAGGGAGACCGAAUGAAAACGAAGCUCCGUCGACUGGAAGAGGAGAACAAUAGAAAGGAUAAACAGAUUGAACAACUGCUGGAUCCUUCCAGGGUGGUUACUGGAUUAAAGCAGAAGAUUGUCAAGCUCGAAGAGCAGUGCAAAGAGAAAGACAACACUAUUAAGUAUGACUCUGAGGGGGCAGCGGGGGUAGAGGCUUGUACUGGUGAAUUCCAGUCAGACGUGAAGACCAAUAAUUUGGAAGAAGUGAGGUUAGCCAUGGAAACCUACUAUGAAGAGGUUCAUCGCCUCCAGCUCCUCCUGGCCAAGUCUGAGACUAUGAGGAAAAAUACAGAGGGCAGAGACACCCAAAAACGACUAAAGUCACUGAAUGCUGCUGUGCUGAGGUUGUCCAGGAACGUCAAGGAAUUGCAGGCUGAGAAUCAGAGGCUGAAGGAAGAUCUGGAUCAUGUGCUGACCAGUUCCCCUCCUCCCAGUAAAACAAAAAAUUAUAGCGAGUGGAGCAGACAGAGGCUGGUGAGGAGGAUUUCGGAUCUAGAAAAAAAAGUGUGUGCCAUGGAGAGCAGCAGGGUGUCCUCAGCUGAUAGUGAGGCAUCACAAGUGCUUGCUGUGUCAUCUUCACCUUCUGUGGACCUGGAUCAUCCAGCAUCCCAACCUUUAGACCAUGGUGAGGAAUGCUGUCGCCUCCAAAGGCUGGUGAAGAAACUGAAGAGUGAUAGGAAGGCACUUCAGAACCUCCUGCUCAGUAAAGAAUUAGAUAUCAAGCAGUUACUGCAGGCUAAGGCUGAAGUAGAGCUGGAGCUGCAGAAGUGGCAGAAUAAGAUAGAACAAAAGAGUACAGAAGAGCAAACUUUAAGUGAGGAAAUCCAGAACCUGACACAGAAAGUAGGGAAACUGGAGUUAAAAAUGGAGGAAGAGAAAAGACAAAUGGCAGAAGAUACAGUGGAAAAGCUUAAUAAGGCUCCACCACUCUGCACAGUCACAAGCAAAGAAAAUCACAAGAAAGAACAAGCAGCCAAAAUUAUCCAGAGAUACUGGAAGAUGUACAGAACCAAGAAAGAAGAAAUUGCUCUGGAUGAGGCAGCUGUUCUGCUCCAGGCAGCCUUCAGAGGACAUUUAUCUCGACAGAAAGUGCUGCUGGAUAUCGAGGUGCCUGAUGCAAAGUCUCCCACCAAGAACUCCUGCCUGUCUUCCAUGUCAGACUGCUUGAGCUUUUCUUCUGAUUGCAAGGAGAGAGAUGAGAUUGUGACAUUCAUCCAGUCCAUUUUCAGGGCUCAUUUAGCACGUACAGGACUUCUUCAGGAGAGGCCCUCUGUGCCCAGUGCUCCCAGUGGGAAAGCAGAUCCUGCAGUUUACAUCACAGAGAAGAAACCAGGCCCAGCAGCUCUCCAGAGACCUUCAGUCCUCACAUCUCCUCUCCCUGGCAGGUCCUGCUCUGCUCCCUGUGCGCCCCUGGAUGAGGCUCACUCCGACGACUCCGACGACGUUGUUGUUGUUGUCCCUCCCUUGCUGCAGGUGAAGAAAAGCCACACCCACUUCUAAGGUUUGGUAACAGGUUCUGGCGAUCUUGAAUUAUUUGGUUCACCAACAAAAUUUUUUGUACCGAGAUCAAGCAUAUCAAAGAUAGGAAAAUGGGGAAUAUCAGCCCCUUUUUAAUGACAGUUCACUUGAUUUCAGCCACAAAGGAGUAAUUCUUUGAUAUGUUGUCUCUGCAGACUUUAUGUCUAAAAGCCACUGACUGACUGUUAACCUUACCUUCCUGCUAUGCUAGGAGUUUGGAUUUAAAAACUCAGCCAAAACAUUUUGAUGUUUUGCUUCACAAUGAGGAUUACAAAUUCAGUUACCAAAUUUAUAUGAAAGCAAUAAAGCCUUAAGAUACUUAAUGUCAAACAAAGUUUUGUUUCAGGUCAACUAAAAUAAUUUGUUUCAUCAGAAGGUGGUAAAUGACAUAACUCUAGUUUUCAGCCUGGGUAUGCAAAGGGGUACAACUGGUAUUUGUUUUCUGUUCUUCGCUAUUUAAAAUUUUUCCUGUAUCAUAUUUUAAUAUCUUUUUUGUUUAUUUUUAUAUUGGACAUUUACAGUCUAUGCAGACCUUGUAAAGGCUUUUAGAAAGCCAUUUCUUUGUCAUAGGGCUAUUCUAGGCCCACUAUAUCAGCUGGGUUUUCUUAUUUAUUGACCUUUUCCAUGUGUGUGUAUGAUAUGUGUAGUAUGUUGAAAUGUCUGAUGACAUAAUCAGCUUUUGGGAUUUGUCAGGGCAGGUGUGUAAUAGCAGGAGUGUGCUGUGGAGGGAUACCCUUGUGAGUGCUUUUUCUGCUUAAAAAGUCACAGAUUAUGUGUCUUUUGCAGGGUCAACUCUUAAUUUAAGUGUAAAAAUACUUGACAUAGGAGAUAGAGCUGUCUGGAAUGUUCACCUGACUACAUUGCUCAUACCUAAUCUGGGCAAUUUGGUUUGGGAGCAGAACUGGUAGGUUGGAUUAUAACAGAAAUUAGGACUGCAUCCAGAAAAAGCACCCACAAUAUAAUUAUUCAUGGAAAGACCAAAGGGUUCAUGGGCUGUUGAGGAUUUAAUCAGGGGGGUCUUUCCAGAUCUUCUCUGCAGGCUGUACUUUUUGACUAGAUAGUUCCUACUGUUGCACCAAUAUCCUUCAAAGACAUUGAAAUGUGUAUGAUUUUUUUUUAAGGUGAACUAGAUAAAUCAUGAUACUUAUUGGAAGGGGAAAUUAAUUUUACAAGCACGUGGUGAAGGUUUUCUGGAAACACUAAUGGUUUCUUUGUCAUCAAAGCAUAAUAAAGUCUCCUGUAAACAGAAAGCACACUCUUAAAUAUAAGAUUUUUAUCACCUUUUCUAAAUUAAAAAUCAGUCACCACUGUUUCUCAGAAUACCAAUAAGUCAGGGCUGUCUCAGUUUUGUGAUUUCAAUGAAGCACUAUCUGAGGCUUAUCAUAGUUUGUGCCAGUACUUGCAGCCAAGGAAGAAACUGGAUGGCUGCAGCACAAUGCAGCUGAUUUCAUUUAAUCCCAUCGGUGGAAAUGCUGCCUGUGCUAUUUCCAAAGGCAGUUUUGGGAGCUCUCCAUACCCAAAGCAGUCUGAAGAAUGUCAUUUGCACUCCCACUGGGUAAAUUUUUCCUGCUGGUGCUUUGGUCACAUGACUGUCAUCUGAAGGAAGGAUAAAAAAAUAUACAUAAAAGAAAAGGGAUAGAAUCCUUCUGGUAGAAGAUGAGAUCUGUUUUCUUCUUUUUCUGGAAGUCAUGUUAAGAAGAAGGGUCAUUUAGCUAAAUGGAAGCAGUGUUGUACUGAGUUGUUGUGUAUAAUAUUUCAGGUCUGUAACUGUGACUCUGUCAUGGAUCUCUCCAGAGAGUAACCAGAGAUGAGGUCUUGACACAUUAAAGGGAGAGUGUGUAACAUGUCAGGACCAAGGCUGAUACCAAAUACCAGCCUGGCUGUCAUCCUAUAGGGAAAUACUGGGGCAGCAAAUGCAAUGAAGAAAGCAUUCUUUUACUUUACUGUGCUGUAAUGAGCAAUAUGACAGUAUUAGGAAGUUGAUACAGAGCAGAAGGGCUUGUGUUUGAGCUGAGCAUGUGACCAGCAUCAGCACUGUCAAUAGACAAGUUCUGGGAUAAAUGGGAGAUAGGACCUUGGGAUGACCCAGACACAGGCAGAAACCUGGGCGGAAAGGAGCAAGCGUUUUCUGGGGUGAAUUCAAAUGUGUCUAAAACUUCCUAGAUUUGGGGGUGCUAUCUCCCAGCUAUCAAAAAUCUGAUACUAACCUUGACAUGGCUUUCAAACUCUUACUUUGGAAGUUAAUUAUGUGUUCAGUACACAUCAGAAGUUUGAUGUGGUACAGUAGGAAGAGAAACCUGCACAGUAUUAGCCUUUUGUGUUGUUCUAUUGUACACUGUGAUGGAAUGUGUUGGAGGGAGUAGAGAUUGACACUAGGUGUGGUUCUGUGGUUAUCUGUCUGAAUGCCAGCACCCAUAAAUCUGGGAAGAAGUGUGGCACAAAGAGGGGAGAAAAAGUUAAUUUUUGAAUAAAUGGCAUUUUUCCUCAACAGGGAGCUGAGGACAGUAAAAAUCAGUGUGGCUCAAACCUGCCAAGAUAGGCCAAAUACACACACACUGUUUCUAAAAAACACCACUAAAGAAAGUCCUGGAAACCUUGUGGGUCAAGUUCUUGAAUUAAAAUUAAACUCCCCUGUAUCCUCUGUAAACUAAAAGCACACUUUCAAUUCUGUCAAUAUGGAAUAAUGUUUCUGACUUAAAACCUUCUGCAGUUUGCAGCAGUGUUAGUUAGAGAUUGUGUGUGAGUGCACAGAUCUGACUUUAAUGGGACGUUAUCUCUCUUGAUCUCUUUUUGCCCUUAAGUGCCUUUGCCUGUAAAUCUUUACUGAGGCAUCAAGACCUGAAAACUGUAUUGUUUCCUGCAUAGCUCUAAAAAUAAUCCCUGCACAGGCAACUUCUAAUGUAGUCAAAAUGGAAAAGGAUUAAUCUUGGCAUAUGAGAGCACCAUUAAUUUUUAUGAUCUUUUUAAUAUUUAGAACUGUGCAAGCAUUUUAUAUAAUUUAUUUUGGGAACUUUGAAAAGCUAAACAAUUGCAAUGUAUUUUAUUUGAACUGUUGAAUUUUGAAAUAAAGUUUAUAACCGAA